GCUGCGGGCCCCGGAUGGCGCUGCCGGUGCCGCUGCCGGUGCCGCUGCUGCUGCCGCUGCUGCUCCCGCCGGUCGCCGCCUUCAACCUGGAGGCGUCGCGGCCCGUGGUGUUCCGCGGGGCCCCCGGCUCCUUCUUCGGCUUCGCUCUGGACUUUUACCUGCCCGAGCCCCGCAGUGUCAGCAUCCUGGUGGGGGCCCCCAAGGCCAACACGAGCCAGCCCAACGUCACCCAGGGGGGGGCCGUGUUCCACUGCCCAUGGCCCCCUGAGGGCGGCUGCGCCCCCAUCGACUUCGACCACAUCGGGACCCGCACCCACGACUUUGGGGGCAACAGCAGCGACGGCGCCGAGCCCGUGGAGUUCAAAUCCCUGCAGUGGUUCGGGGCCACCGUGAGGGCCCACAACGGCUCCAUCCUGGCCUGCGCCCCCCUGUACAGCUGGAGCCCCCCCAAGAAGGAGGGGGGGGCGCGGGAGCCGGUGGGCUCCUGCUUCCUGUCCCUGGGCAACUUCUCCAAGUUCGUGGAGUACGCGCCCUGCCGCUCAGAGACCCGGAACUUCGCCGGGCAGGGGCUGUGCGGGGGCUUCAGCGCCGAGUUCACCCAGACGGGGCGGGUGCUCCUCGGGGGGCCCGGCAGCUUCUUCUGGCAAGGGCAGGUGAUGUCGGCCACCCAGGAGCAGAUCACGGCCGGGAACUUCCCCGAGUACCUGAUCCAGGAGGUGCCGGGACAGCUCCAGACGCGCCAGGCGGAGCCCAGCCACGACGACAGCUACAUGGGGUACUCAGUGGCGGUCGGGGAGUUCAGCGGUGACACCACGCAAGACUUCGUGGCCGGUGUCCCCAAGGGCAACCUCACCUACGGCUACGUCACCAUCCUCAAUGGCACCAACAUGAAGUCCCUGUACAACUUCUCGGGGGAGCAGAUGGCCUCGUACUUCGGCUACGCCGUGGCGGCCACCGACGUCAACAACGACGGGCUGACGGACCUGCUGGUGGGGGCGCCGCUGUUCAUGGCGCGGGCGGCGGCGGCGGGGCGGGGGCGUGUACCUGCAGCGGGGGCCCGCCGCCCGCGGCCCGCACCGCAGCGGGCAGCGCCCCGCCCGCCGCGACCUGGACCGGCCGGAUACAACGGUACCGGGGGGCAAUGGUGCCGGGGGCAAUGGUACCGGAGGGUAACGGACCGACGGAUACAACGCUACCGGGACGCGGCCCGGACCGGGACGGAUACAACGGUACCGGGGGCAAUGGUGCCGGGGAAACGGGACCGGGCGGAUACAACGACGUGGCCGUGGGGGCCCGCUGGGGCGAGGGUCGCCGGGGGCUCGUGUUCAUCUUCGCGGCGGGGCUGCGGCCCCGCCCGCAGGUGCUGCGGGGGGCGGGGGGCGGGGAGCCCGACUUCUGGGGCACGGGCGCGCCGGGGCAGCGACCUGGACGGCAACGGGUACCCCGACCUCCUGGUUGGCGCCUUCGGGGCGGACGCGGCCGUGGUGUACAGGGGCCGCCCCAUUGUCCACGCCAGCGCCACCCUGGCCAUCGUCCCCUCCAUGUUCAACCCCGAGGAGCGCGGCUGCGCCCUGGCCAGCGGCCACCACGUGUCCUGCAUCAAUGUCACCUUCUGCCUCAACGCCUCCGGACGUCACCUGCCCGGGCCCAUCGGGCUGGCGCUGGAGCUGAGCGUGGACGGGGCCAAGGCCGGGGGGGCGCGGCGGGCGCUGUUCCUGGGGGGGGGCGCGGGGGGGGCGCCCCCCUCCCCCACGCGGAACCUGAGCCUGGAGGUGCCCAACGGGGGGAGCCCGCGCUGCCGCACGCUGCCCGUGUUCCUCAGGAACGAGUCCGAGUUCCGGGACAAGCUGUCGCCCAUCCCGGUGUCGCUGAGCCUGGCCCUGGACCCGGCCGUGUCCCCUGCCCCGCCGGGGCUGUCCCCGCUGCUGUCCCCGGCCACGCGCACGCGCCUGGAGGCCAAGGCCCACAUCCAGCUGGACUGUGAGGACAACGUCUGUGUGCCCGACCUGCAGCUCGAGGCCAGCGCGGACCGCCGGGCCGUGUUCCUGGGCGACAGGAACAGCGAACGGGGCGUUCCAGGGGCCACGGUGUUGGGGAAUUUCUCGGCGCUGAGCUGCGAGCUGGGGGGGGGCAACGGCUCCGGCGCCCUGGUCUGCGACCUGGGCAACCCCAUGAAGGCGGGGGCCAGCAUCUGGGGGGGGCUGCGCUUCACCCUCCCCCACCUGAGCGACAACAGCAGCAGCGUCCGCUUCGAGCUGCAGAUCCGCAGCAAGAACGCCAACAACUCGCAGAGCGCCCUGGUGCCCGUGGCGCUGGCGGUGAGGGCAGCGACCAGGGUGUCCGUGCUGGGGGUGUCCCGGCCCGACGUUGUCACCAUCCCCGAGGGGGGGUGGGGACCCGACCCCCCCCAGCGGCUGCAGGACCUGGGGCCGCCCGUGGAGCACGUCUACGAGGUGGUGAACGAGGGUCCCGGUGCCAUCAGCCAGGGCACGCUGGAGCUCAGCUGUCCCCUGGGCCACCGCGGCCACCCCCUGCUCUACGUCACCGGCCACGAGGGGCUGCACAACUGCACGGCCAGCCAGGCCAGCGACCCCCUGGGGCUGGAGCGGGAGCAGAGCCCGGCGCCCCCGCGCGGCAGCGCCGGGACAGCGGGGACAGCGCUGGGGACAGCGGGGACAGGCUGCCCCGAGGCCGAGUGUUUCCGCCUGAGCUGCCCCUCGGGGCCGCUGCAGCGGCAGCAGCGCGUGACCCUGCGCCUGAGCUUCCGCCUGAGGAGCCCCCCCGUGCGGCAGGUGGUGACAGCGCUGUCGCGGGCCCGGCCCGAGGCAGGCGGGGGGGUCCCGGUGUGGGCGGUGGCAGUGGUGACAGCGCUGUCGCGGGCCCGGCCCGAGCGCUGUCGCGGGCCCGGCCCGAGGCGGGGGGUCCCGGUGUGGGCGGUGGUCCUGGCCGUGCUCCUGGGGCUGCUCCUGCUCGGCCUCCUCUGCUACGGCCUCUACAAGCUGGGGUUCUUCAAGCGCUCGGGGCCCUACGGCACAGCCAUGGAGAAGGCGCAGCUCAAACCCCAGGCGGCCUCCGAGGCCUGAGGGGACCCGGCGGUGACAGGGACAGCCCAGCGCUUGGGGACAUCUCACAGCUUGGGGACAGCCCAGCGCUUGGGGACAUCCCCACGGCUUGGGGACAUCUCACAGCCUGGGGACAGCCCAGCGCUUGGGGACACCUCACAGCCUGGGGACAGCCCAGCGCUUGGGGACAUCUCACAGCUUGGGGACAGCCCAGCGCGGGGACAUCCCCACGGCUUGGGGACAUCUCACAGCCUGGGGACACCUCAUGGCCUGGGACACGCACGGCUGAGGACACCAUGGCUGGGGACACCUCAUGGCUUCAGGACAUCCCACGGCUUGGGGACAUCCCCACGGCUUGGGGACACCCUCAGCUUGGGGACACCCUCAGCUUGGGGACACCAGGCUUGGGGACUCUCCAUGACUUCAGGACACCCCACGGCUUGGGGACACUCCAUAGCCUGGGACACUUCACAGCUUGGGGACACCCCACGGCUUGGGGACCCCACAAGGACAGUGUCACCUGCACCAGCGGUGUCACCUGCACGGCCAAUGUCACCUGCAUGGCCAGGGAUGUCCCCAGAGCUGGGGACCCCACCCUGCCAAUGUCACCUGCACGGCCAAUGUCACCCGCAUCGGUGACAUCCCCCACUGCACGUGGCCCCGGCUGGGGACACCCACGGCUCCCACUCCCACGCUGGCACUGCCACCACGGGCUGGGGACAUUGUCACAGAAUUGUCAUCAGGCUGGGGACACUGUCCUAUGAACUGUCACCGGGCUGGGGACGCUCACAGAAUUGUCACUGUGGUGGGGACACUGUCCCAGGAACUGCCACCGCAUUGGGGACACUGUCCCAGGAACCGUCACCGCACUGGGGACACUGUCCCAGGAACUGCCACCGCGUUGGGGACACUGUCCCAGAAGUGUCACUGCCUUGGGGACACUGUCCCAGGAACUGCCACCGCCUUGGGGACACUGUCCCAGGAACUGCCACUGCCUUGGGGACACUGUCCCAGAAGUGUCACCGCCUUGGGGACACUGUCCCAGGAACUGCCACCGCACUGGGGACACUGUCCCAGAAGUGUCACCGCACUGGGGACACUGUCCCAGAAGUGUCACCGCGCUGCACCAGGAUGUGUCCCCAGGCACAGCCGCCACCACCGGCUUGGGGACACCAAGCAGGGAACCCCGGACUGGGAACAACCAGGAAUUGUCACCAACGGGGAUUGUCACCAGCGGGAACUGUCACCGCCAGACCAGCAAUUGUCACCAGCGGGAAUUGUCACCACUGGACCAGAAAUUGUCACCAUGGGACUGGGAAUUGUCACCAGCGGGAAUUGUCACCACAGGACUGGGAACUGGUGGCACGCGGGUGACACCGAGGUGGCACCAACACGGACACUGCAGGGGACACUAUAAGGACACCAUGGGGACACCACAGGGACACCAUGGGGACACCGCAGGGACACCAUGGGGACACCACAGGGACACCUGUGGGACACCAGGACACCUGUGGGACACCAGGACGUGUCCCCAGCGCUGUCACCUCACCCGGGACAGGACCUGGGUGGCACUGGGGGCAGUGUCACAGUGUCACCCUGUCCCAGUGUGACCCGGGGACGCUGCCACCCUCUGCCACCUGCUGUCCCCUGCUGUCACCCAGUGUCACCCGCUGUCACCCGCUGUCCCCCGCUGUCCCCGGUGUCCCCCCCAGCACUGCCCCGCCCCCCCGGGCACCUCACUUUGCACUGACCCCGAGCCGGGGGCACAGCCCGGACACCCCCUGGCCCCGGGGUGUCCCCAAAGUGUCCCCAAAGUGUCCCCAAGGUGUCCCCGGCGUGUCCCCGGUGUCACGGGGGGUUUGCACUAUGGCGGGGGGGCCGGGGGGGCUUCGGUUUGUAUUUAAUUGGGGGGGGGCGGCCUCGGGGCCCCCCAAUAAAGGAGUCUG
Camarhynchus parvulus is the source of this 5008-nucleotide messenger RNA. RefSeq names its product integrin subunit alpha 5 (gene ITGA5). Gene Ontology annotation, biological process: angiogenesis; cell-cell adhesion; integrin-mediated signaling pathway. The record is from RefSeq and is a predicted model, not a curated record. Gene Ontology annotation, molecular function: integrin binding. NCBI's taxonomy places the organism in Eukaryota, Metazoa, Chordata, Aves, Passeriformes, Thraupidae. Gene Ontology annotation, cellular component: external side of plasma membrane; integrin complex. The coding region runs from base 15 to 3083 and encodes 1022 amino acids. The transcript is spliced from 31 exons.